CAAUUUAUGCUUCCUAGUUUUGGCCGAACAUGAAAUAUGUAAGGGCAUAUCCGGCCUUUCAUCAACCGCACGGAUAAAUAAACAUAGCAUAUGUAAAUGACAAAGGCCUACACGUAAAAAGUAGCCUCAAUUGUUUUACGAAAUUUAAAAGAAAAAAAAGGAUUAAAAAGGAAAACAGAAGGAUGGCAGAGCCCAUCUUCGCUCUCUGCUCCUGCGUGCAAUAAUUUCGUGUCCAACAAGAGUAGUCAGUCAUUCAUCAGUUUCUCCCAUUUCCCCAUGCUCCUCCUCCUCUUCCCCUCUCUCCAAUAAUGCUUCUCUCCACCCCUAACACCGCCGGGAUUUCCAUUUCCUCCGCUGAGGAGCCGCCUCGCUUCAGCGAAGACAUUGACAGCACUUGCUCUACCCCUUUUGUCAGUGCCCCCUCAAGCCCAGGCCAUGCUCCCUCCGGUUACUUCUUCAGUGCUCCAGCAAGCCCAAUGCAUUUCAUUCUUUCCAGUGAGAAAACUAAAGCGUCGUCAACCGAUCAUGAACCCGUGUUUCUAUCCUCGGGUUCGGGUUCGUUUGAGUUCGAGUUUUCUUCCCGGUUUUCACCUAAUGGGUCGGGUGGAAUCGCGUCAAUGACUUCAGCUGAUGAGCUGUUCUUCAACGGUCAGAUCCGACCCAUGAAGCUGUCGUCUCACUUGCAGAGGCCCCAGGAAGUUGUUGCCUCGUUUGGAGAUCUGUAUGCGGAGGAGACCACGAGUGCCAGAGGCAGAGAUCUGAGGAUGCGCGGUACUAAGUACUCGCACAGAAAAGCCAGAUCCAUGUCGCCGUUGCGUGCCGCCGUGCAGUACGAAUGGCAAGGUUUAGGAGCCAUCGCUGCGGACCAAGAGAAUGAAGCGAAAGAAAACGAAUCAAGCGAAACGACGCCGUCAUGCUCGGCGUCGUCAUCACGGUCGUCGUCAUCAGGAAGAAACUCGAAGAAAUGGAUAUUUCUAAAGGAUCUCCUCAACAGAAGCAAAAGCGAGGGAAGAGCCAACAACAAGGAGAGGUUCUGGUCGGCGAUCUCAUUCUCUUCGCCCAAGGAGAAGAAAACGUCGCCCUCGUCGCCGGUCCUAUCUCCCUCAUCCUCCCGUGACGAGAAGAAAGGAAAAACCGAGACGAAGAAAGGAAGGAAAACUCCGGCGGCCGGAAAACCAGCGAACGGCGUGUGGAAACGGCGGGUUCCUGCACCAUCGGCUCACGAGCUGCAUUACACAGCAAACAGAGCUCAAGCGGAGGAGAUGAAGAAGAAAACAUUUCUGCCAUACAGGCAGGGGCUACUGGGGUGCCUGGGGUUCAGUUCCAAGAGCUAUGGCGCUUUCAGUGGAUUCACUAGAAAUCUGAACCCCAUUUCCUCAACGUGAAGUGAAAUCAAUUUGACUACUGUAUUCAAGUACUCUUUGAAUUGAAAUAUCCGUGUAUAGUUUGUUUGCGAGUUAUUUUUUCUCUUUCUUGGUAUUGUUUUAUGAAAAAGAGCUUCUGUAUAUGCGAGAAGCUAUUUUUCGAAUAUGGAUCAUUUUUUUUUUAAAUUUAUUUAUUUGGUGAUUUUGUAUUUUCCAUGGAUGUGAUCUGAAUCGGUUCUGUUGCUUGAAGCAA
This is a messenger RNA of Sesamum indicum (sesame), 1617 nucleotides long. RefSeq names its product stress response NST1-like protein (DUF1645). NCBI's taxonomy places the organism in Eukaryota, Viridiplantae, Streptophyta, Magnoliopsida, Lamiales, Pedaliaceae. The record is from RefSeq and is a predicted model, not a curated record.